UUAUUGAACCAUGGAGGAAAUUUAUGUCAGUGUUGAAGAUCCCAAACAUAACAAUUCAAAAUCUUCACCAGGUCACACAGGAACAAGAGGCUGUGAUAGGAGUUUCCAUUUAGGAGUUAUUAUCUGUCCUGGAAUGCUGAGUGUUUUCCUGCUGACUGGACUCAUCACCCUCGGUGUUUACUAUCAUGUUUCAGCUACAAAUCUCUCUGCUGAGUCUAACAAGCUUUCCGCUGUAACUGAAGAGAGAGACCUGCUGCAAGCCAACCUCACUGAAAGGACCAAAGAGCUGGAGAGACUGCAGAGUUUGUUCAAGCAGAAGACAACAUGUCCUGCAGGAUGGCACAAGUUCAGCUGUAGCUGUUAUCUCCUGUCUAAAAGCUCUGGUUCCUGGCAUUCAGCUAGAAAACACUGCACAGACCAAGGAGCAGAUUUAGUGGUCAUAGAUAGCCCUAAUGAACAGAACUUCAUCGUUUCAAUCACCCAGCAUUUAGCUUGGAUUGGUUUAAGUGACAUAGAACAAGAGGGCACGUGGAAAUGGGUAGACGGAACGCCUCUGACUCUGAAAUACUGGGCACCUCGCCAGCCUGACAACAAGGGGUCUACAGAGAACUGUGUUAUGAUCGGAUAUGAAGGAAUUCACUGGAAUGAUGGAAGAUGUGAAGCUUCUUUCCAGUGGGUCUGUGAAAAACAACUGUAACAGCUGAAUUUGUUUGACAAUUAGAUUUGUACAUAUGUUUCAAAUCAGGCUAUGAAUGUCAUUUUAUUAGCAUUUUAUAUAUCCUUUUCUGAAUAAGUAGUAAGCUUUAGUGAAAAAACAACCCUUAAAAUAUAACUAUGCCUAUAAUAACAACAAUAAUAAUAAUAAUGAGUAACUGAUCCAUUUUAUUUGGAUAGCACUUUUAAAAACAUAGAGUUCAAUUCAAUUCAAUUUUAUUCAUAUU
This is a messenger RNA of Oreochromis aureus, 941 nucleotides long. Its product is annotated as CD209 antigen-like protein E. Bases 11 to 697 code for a protein of 228 amino acids. The transcript has 6 exons. NCBI's taxonomy places the organism in Eukaryota, Metazoa, Chordata, Actinopteri, Cichliformes, Cichlidae. The record is from RefSeq and is a predicted model, not a curated record.